AUGACUGUGUCCGCGGAUUCGGAUCUUAAUUACUUUAUCUUUCAACAAGAAGGCCAGUUGUUUGAGAGCUGGUAUCCUGACACUUUCACUGAGAUAUUUGGAAAACAGAAUGUGGGAUCUCUUCAUGGUUUCAUGUACAAAUACCUUAAAAACAUGGUACUAACUCUGUUUGGUCCUCAAGGCCUUAAGAAAAUGCUCCCUGAGGUGGAACAGGCUGCAAUCACUAAUUUAAAAAGAUGGUCUUCCCGAAAUUCUGUCGAAUUGAAAGAUGCAACUGCAAGUUUGAUAUUUGAUGAUCUCACUGGUAAAAAACUGAUAAGCUACGAUCCAGAGAAGUCUUCCGAGAACCUCAGGGAAUAUUUUGUAGCUUUCAUCCUGCAGGGCUUGAUUUCUUUCCCUGUAAACAUUCCUCCUGGAACAGCUAGCUUAUCACAAGGGAGAACUAAGGCAAUGAAGAUGCUAAAAACCAUGUUUCAGGAGAGACGGGAAAAUCCCAGAAAGCAACAACACGAUUUCUUUGAUUAUGUUUUACAAGAAUUAGACAGGGAGGGCACAGUUCUUACAGAGGAAAUUGCUCUGGAUUUGAUGUUUGUGCUUCUCUUUGCUAGCUUCGAGACCACUUCCCUGGCUUUAACUUUAGCAGUGAAACUGUUAUUGGAUCAUCCAUUGGGUUUAAAAGAAUUAAUGGAAGAACAUAAUCAAGCCGAGGGAAAAUCCCGAUUCUUCGCUUACUUGGAACGAAUUCAAGUCCAUGACGUUUUCCAUUUCAGGUGGAAUAAAGAUUCACCAUUGUUCAAGAAUAUAUAG
Messenger RNA from Oldenlandia corymbosa var. corymbosa, 807 nucleotides. The record is from the annotation of a GenBank genome assembly. NCBI's taxonomy places the organism in Eukaryota, Viridiplantae, Streptophyta, Magnoliopsida, Gentianales, Rubiaceae.